Molecule: messenger RNA, 954 nt
Organism: Rotaria sp. Silwood2
Lineage: Eukaryota; Metazoa; Rotifera; Eurotatoria; Philodinida; Philodinidae
Source: the annotation of a GenBank genome assembly
AUGUCAAUAAUUGGUCUAUUGAAUAAUUCAUUGUCUUUAUUUACUUUUGUUCGUGAUCGUAUUCGUUUAACUUAUUGUGGGGUUUAUCUUAUUGUUAUUUGUUCAGGCAAUAUUAUACUUAUGUUAUUCAUUAUUCUCAAUAUACCGGCCUUAUUGAACUAUGAUAAUAUGCUAUAUAAAAAUUUUCACUGUCAUGUUCAAUUUUAUAUAUGUUUAAGUCUAAAUUAUAUAUUUAUUUGGGGUAGUGUAGCAAUUGUAGUGGAAAAAUUGCUGAUUGAAUGUUUCAAUUAUGAUGUAUACGAACCAAGUAUUCGACCAAUAAUAACAUCAAUAAUAAUAAUUAUCUUUGUGUCAAUAUCAAAUAUACCAGAAAAAUUUUGUCGAGGAUUUGUAAAUAGUCCAAAUAAACAUCAAGUUUGUAGUUAUUAUUUAAAUAGUAAUACGAUAUGGUAUCGUAUGCAUAUCGCAUCAUCUUAUGUACAUGUUGUUUUACCUUGUCUUGUUCAUAUAAUAUCCACAAUAUGCAUAUUAACAACAAUAGCUCAACGAAAAGUUUUUAUAUCAAUAAAUCGAUAUCCUCAACAAUAUAUUUAUCGUGUAUGGUUUCGACAACUUUAUCUUCAUAGAGAUUUUUUAAUUCCGCCAAUAUUCAUAAUAAUAUGUAUACUUCCUCAUAUUAUUGUUCAUUAUAUAUUGAUAACGAAAUGUCUUGAUUUUUCAAAUAUAAUUCUAAUACGUUUACAUAUCGUACUUGUUUUAUUUCUUAACAUUCCUCAAAUGUUAACAUUUCUUAUUUAUGUUUAUCCAAAUGAAAUUUAUUUUAAGGAAUUUAUGCAAACACCUAUUUAUCGUAUUAUUUGUUUCUCAUCAUAUAAACGACAAAUUGAAAAUGAAAGACGAGCACGAGCUUCAAGUAUAGCUAGCUCACAUGCUAUGAUCAAUGAUGACUUAUGA